This is a messenger RNA of Colius striatus (speckled mousebird), 1806 nucleotides long. RefSeq names its product dynein axonemal intermediate chain 2 (gene DNAI2). The record is from RefSeq and is a predicted model, not a curated record. Lineage: Eukaryota; Metazoa; Chordata; Aves; Coliiformes; Coliidae. Gene Ontology annotation, cellular component: outer dynein arm. The transcript is spliced from 13 exons. Gene Ontology annotation, biological process: cilium movement; outer dynein arm assembly. Gene Ontology annotation, molecular function: dynein light chain binding; dynein heavy chain binding. The coding region runs from base 1 to 1806 and encodes 601 amino acids.
AUGGAGAUCGUGUACGUGUACACACGCAAGCGCAGCCAGUUCGGCCGGCCCUGCCGCUUCUCGGAGCGGCCGGCGGCGCUGUGCGCCGACAUCCCGCCGGACCCCGCGGCGGCCGCCGGCUUCGUGCUGCGGGGCGCCGCGGACGGCUGGGUGCAGCACACCAGCGACAUGUCGGAGCACGAGGUCAACACGGAGCGGCUGCAGGUGGAAGCCCGCGGUGUGAACCACGCGGAGGGCGGCUGGCCCAGGGACAUCAACCCGCAGGAGGUGGAGCAGGCUAUCCGCUACAGGAAGAAAGUGGAGAAGGAUGAAAACUACAUCAACACCGUCACACACCUCGGCACCCUGAUGGAGCACUGCAUCAAGCAGAACAACGCCAUCAACAUCUACGAGGAGUACUUUGGAGAGGAGACAUCAGAGCUGGAAGACGAGCCCCCCUCUGCUAAAACCCUCAGUGUCAUCAGGGAUCCAAAUGUAACCAAGAGGACUGCCACACGUCUCUCCUGGCACCCCGACACGUGCAGGAAGCUGGCAGUGGCUUAUUCCUGCCUGGAGUUCCAGCAGAACACCAAAGACAUGAGCUUCGACUCGUACAUCUGGGAUCUUGAAAACCUCAACAAGCCAGAGCUGAUUCUCAAGCCCUCCUCACCCCUUGUGAGCCUGGAAUACAACCCCAAAGACUCACACAUCCUGCUGGGAGGAUGCUACAAUGGGCAGAUGGCUUACUGGGACACCAGGAAAGGGGGGCUGCCUGUGGAGGUGUCAGCUGUGGAGUUCAGCCACAGGGACCCCGUGUACGGAGCCAUCUGGUUGCAGUCCAAAACAGGCACUGAGUGCUUCUCAGCCUCCACUGACGGGCAGGUCCUGUGGUGGGACGUCCGCAAGCUGUCUGAGCCCACCGAGACGCUGGUCCUGGACAUCACCCGCAGGGGGCUGCUGGAGAACGCCCUGGGAGCUGUCACACUGGAGUUUGAGCCCACCAUGCCCACCAAGUUCAUGGUGGGCACAGAGCAGGGCAUCGUCAUCUCCUGCAACCGCAAGGCCAAGACACCCCCGGAAAAAAUCAGCAGCACCUUCAGUGGCCACCACGGGCCUGUCUGUGCCCUGGCCAGGAACCCCUUCUGCACCAAAGUCUUCCUGACAGUCGGUGACUGGACUGCUCGGAUCUGGUCAGAGGAGACCAAGGAGUCAUCCAUCAUGUGCACCAAGUACCACCUCUCCUACCUGACAGACGGGUGCUGGAGCACUGUGAGACCGUCUGUCUUCUUCACCACACGGUCAGAUGGGACCCUGGACAUCUGGGAUUUCCUCUUCAAGCAGAACGACCCUUCCCUCAGCCUGAAGGUCUGUGACGAGCCCCUGAGCUGCCUGAGGCUGCAGGACAGCGGCUCUGUGGUCGGCUGUGGCUCGAAGUUGGGCACUGUCACCCUGCUGGGCAUCACCUCCGGGCUCUGCACCCUCCAGAGGAACGAGAAGGCUUUGGCCACAGCCAUGUUUGAGCGGGAGACGAAGCGGGAGAAGCUGCUGGAGGCGCGGCACCGCGAGAUGCGGCUGAAGGAACGCGCCCGGGCCGAGGGGCAGGAGGCUGCGGCGGAGGAGCCGCCGGCACAGGCUGCCCAGGACGUGCUGCACCGAGCCCGCAGGGACUUCGUGGAGCUCAUCGAGGCUGAGCUGCAGAGGAGGGCACGGGCUGAGGCCCAGCAGCAGCCUGGCAAGGGUAAACAGCAGCCGGGAGAGGAGGCGGCUGUGCCGGAGGAACAGAGCCAGCUGCCCAAGGACAAGGUGGAUGAUGCCAAGGAGCCGUAG